This is a messenger RNA of Diachasma alloeum, 1665 nucleotides long. RefSeq lists its product as uncharacterized. Gene Ontology annotation, cellular component: nucleus. Gene Ontology annotation, biological process: proteasome localization; nuclear protein quality control by the ubiquitin-proteasome system. The transcript has 3 exons. The record is from RefSeq and is a predicted model, not a curated record. NCBI's taxonomy places the organism in Eukaryota, Metazoa, Arthropoda, Insecta, Hymenoptera, Braconidae. The coding region runs from base 357 to 1346 and encodes 329 amino acids.
CCUAACACUCACAAAAAAGUAAACGUCGAUUUUGCGCGAAACAAUGAGCCAGUGACUCCUAUUAACGGUUUUCCCGCGCGUCCCGUGCCACUUAUCCCUGUAAUGCGUUCUUCCUCCGUUUUCUUGAAUAAUUUUAAAGCAUUAAAUUGCUUUAAAUAGUAUUUAUUCGCGAUACGACACCCAAGUGCGCAGUUAUACGUCGUAGAGUGGAAGGUCGCUUGGCGUACGUUCCAUUGACCUGUCGCGUAGGUUAUAAACAGUCAACAAACACAUCCCUCGGUUUUCGUGCAAAAAAGUUGAAAGAAAACGUUCACAUAUGAUUGUUCGGGGAUAAACAUUCGUUUGACUCGACUCAGAUGAUGACAACACCAACGAGGGACUUUUUACAUCGACGUCGGAGGUCACUCAGACAAGCGCUCGCUGUGAUACCAGAUAUAACGAGUCUCAGUGUGUCACCAGGUUCUCCCCUCCCAACCGACGUCAACACGAUCAACAACAGAUACAGCAGAGACUCAUGGAGCCCAGCGCCAAGUCCCGACGAGUUGGUGAUCCAAAAGCGUGGACGCAGGAGCAAAAGCAUCGUCUGGUCUCCAGAAGCCGACGCAAAGCGAGAUAGUCUCUUGAGUCUAUCCCUUCGAGAUCGAACCCCUGUCAAGAGUCCCACGAAGGCGUCAUCGCACCUGAAGAGCACGCCGAGGAAACGACUUCUACUCGACGACAAUGACGACAUGACCCCGGACAAAUCCAAGGUCGAGAGAGAUGGUCAGAGGCAAUUCACUGGGAGUCUGAUGAAUGGAUUGAGGGGACUCAGCAAUGAACAGCUGGUCAAAGUCAUCAUGGAUCUGGUGUCUAUGCAGGAGGAUGGAGCACUGUCCCUCAAUGAUAAACUGAGGGACAUUGUCAUCAACAGAAUCCCUGUGGCUGAUGUCCAGCCGUUGAGGGAGAGGUUGAGCGCUCUCAGGCAGAAUGUCUCGGCGAGCUUAAUGUCCUUUGAGAGGAUGGACGAGUUCUCUUAUAACCGAGCUUUCAUUCAUCUUGAAACGUUUCAGAAAACAUUGAUGGAACAAGGAAGCAAAUUAAUUGACUCCCAACACUGGACCGCAGCGAUGCAGUACGUACUCCUGGCGUGGCCCAUUACAAAAGACUUGCCCGAGUGUCCACUCCCCGACAACACAACCCAGAAGUGUUUUCAGAGUUUAACACAAAUCUGCAAAGUUGCCCUGAUGAACGGGAAUUUUGUCAAUUCGACAUUGCAAAUGUUUGCUGAUAGAAUGGAGACAAUGAUCCACGACUGCGACGAGAUGAGGAUCUGUCACCAAAUGGCCAAGGAGAUGAUGAGACCCUAGUUUAAUUACACCAACGUAUUUAAUUUCCAUUUAUUUCUAUUUUUUUAAUUGUAAUCGACUCAGUGCCUUAAAUAAUCGAUUUUGUAAGGACAAGAUAAACUGUGCAGUUACCAUAGUUCCAAUGAUUCCAUACAUUUUUGCCUAUGAUUUCUUUACACUAGAUUCACAUACCAAAAGUAAUGAAAUAGAUGACAUUAUUUGAUUCCUUCAGAUCCGUAUUUAAUUCUCCUUUGUUUUGUUUAGAUUAGUUGAUCAUUAUUUUGAUAACUUCCUUGAGUAUUAUGUAAUCAUCAUAUUUUUUGAAAUUAAUAAAUUUUUA